Molecule: messenger RNA, 858 nt
Organism: Closterium sp. Naga37s-1
Lineage: Eukaryota; Viridiplantae; Streptophyta; Zygnematophyceae; Desmidiales; Closteriaceae
Source: the annotation of a GenBank genome assembly
AUGUUCUCCACCCUGUCCAUUUCCUCCCCACCCGUCCAUCCCCUUCCCCCACCGUCUCUUCCUUUCCCCCUUCUACUGGCCCUCCGAUUACCCCACUUCCCUCCCCCUUCUCCAUCCCUCCCCUUUUUCCAUCUCUCCCCCUUUCCCACUGCUCACAAUGGCUGCAUGCAGCAAAGGCGCAACGUCCCAUCUCUCCCCUUCCCUUUCAUCCGCCACCCCACUGCUGAUUCUCUCCCUUGCCCCUAUCCUUCUCUCCCUUUCCCCCUGUCCUCCUCUCUCUUUCCCCCUAUCCUUCUCUUCCUUUCCCCCUGUCCUUCUCUCCCUUGCCCCUAUCCUUGUCUUCCUUUCCCCCUGUCCUUCUCUCCCUUGCCCCUAUCCUUCUCUUCCUUUCCCCCUCCCCCACUCUCUCUUUCCCCCUAUCCUUCUCAUUUUUUCUCCCUGUCCUUCUCUCUGCUUUCCCCCUAUCCUUCUCAUUCUUUCUCCCUGUCCUUCUCUAUCUUUCCCCCUAUCCUUCUCUACAGUUCCCACUGUCCUUCUCUCAUUCCCCCUAUCCUUCUCUCCCUUUUCUCCUGUCCUUCUCUUUCUUUCCCCCUAUCCUUCUCUUCCUUUCCCCCUGUCCUUCUCUCUCAUUCCCCCUAUCCUUCUCUCCCUUUUCUCCUAUCCUCCUCUCCCUUUCCACCUGUCCUUCCCUUCCCACCCUUCCUUCCCCUCUCUCACAUCCCUUCCCUUUCCUACUAUCCUGUCCCACCAUUCAACCUUCUCUCGGCAUCCCUUUCCCCCCUCUCCUGUCCCACCCCUUUCCCCACUCCCGUCCCAUCCCUUUCCACUACGCCCCCUCGUGGACAGCUGCACCAAUAG